Planococcus citri (citrus mealybug) is the source of this 903-nucleotide messenger RNA. RefSeq lists its product as uncharacterized. Lineage: Eukaryota; Metazoa; Arthropoda; Insecta; Hemiptera; Pseudococcidae. The transcript has 4 exons. The record is from RefSeq and is a predicted model, not a curated record. The coding region runs from base 115 to 606 and encodes 163 amino acids.
UUUUUUGAUUUCUUAUCAGUUAUUAUUCAUUUUUUAUUUCAAAAAUUUUGCAUUUUGAAUUUAAAUUUAGAUUUUCAGACGCCACAUACCGAAUAAUUGUACAUUUUGUGCGAUAUGGAGAACUUUAAAAGGAUACUCGAAGAGGAAGCAAACGACAGCUCGCAAGAAUUAGAUAAUACUAGUUUUUCCACUCUACUCAACGACAUAGGAAUUCGUGCCAAUUACUUGACAUCUUUCAAAAAUAUCCGAACCGAUUGCAAAAACCUUCAUCAAGAGUACAAUGUGUUACAACAAAAAUACGACGAACUGAAAUCGCAAGAGACUGACUUACUGUUCCAACGUAAUGAUUUACUAUCGCUGCUAGAAGAGAAAAAAUCCCUAUGUGAAAUAGAAAUAGCCAAGAAACGUUUAAAUGCUCUGAAAAGGUUAACGAAAUUGAAAUGGCUCAAGUCUUCGAAUCGUAUCGAAGGAUUCAUUUUCAACGAAAACAACGGAUAUUUGGAAAAUUUCAGUUACGAGAAUACAGAUCCUUCAAUCAUGACCAAAGUAAGACGUGGAAUGCAUCAAGCAUUGGAUUACACUUUUCAUAAUCAUUCUGUGUUUUAAAUUGUUUCUAAUUUUUUACUCUCUGUUCUCGAGUGUGUAUCUUAUAUGUAUACUAAACCGGUGCGAAUUUAUUCUUCGUAUUAUUCUAUAAGAUUAGGUUAUUCUAAUUUUUUUUUUACUCAAUUUAUGUACUUCUGUUUUAUCCGAAAGUUUCACCGGUACCUACCUCUGUACUCAAUUCGUAUGUUUUAUGUUACCUAAUAAUGAAAUUAUUGGAUGUCAAAGACGUACUUGAAUCAUUGCAUCAAUUACUUUAAUAGUUUUUAUCGCAGAAAAUAAAUAUUCUGCGCUCUCUUA